Molecule: messenger RNA, 1412 nt
Organism: Orbicella faveolata
Lineage: Eukaryota; Metazoa; Cnidaria; Anthozoa; Scleractinia; Merulinidae
Product: ras-related protein Rac1
Biological process (GO): small GTPase-mediated signal transduction
Molecular function (GO): GTPase activity; GTP binding
Source: RefSeq, a predicted model, not a curated record
CUAAGCUCAUAUAAGGCGGUCUCCUUGCAGAGCUCUGAACUUCCGUUUGCUUCAUGUACAAGUUUGGGUAAUAGUGAGAGAGAUUUACCUCCGAACGCCGUUUCUUUCUUCUCCGAAGACUCCAAGCUCUGUUUGAAAGGGUCGGUUUGAAUUUGAAGGGAGCUCGAAGCCACGAUGCAAGCGAUCAAAUGUGUGGUUGUCGGAGAUGGUGCUGUUGGUAAAACCUGUUUGUUGAUCAGUUAUACCACAAAUGCUUUUCCGGGGGAGUAUAUUCCGACAGUAUUUGAUAACUAUUCUGCUAAUGUUAUGGUCGAUGGCAAACCAAUAAAUCUUGGCUUAUGGGAUACAGCAGGUCAAGAGGAUUAUGACAGACUGAGACCACUUUCCUAUCCACAAACUGACGUCUUUUUAAUCUGCUUCUCUUUAAUAAGUCCAGCUUCCUUUGAAAAUGUUCGAGCAAAGUGGUAUCCAGAAGUAAGCCACCAUUGUCCUAGUACACCGAUAAUCUUAGUUGGUACAAAACUUGACUUACGAGAUGACAAGGAAACCAUCGAGAAACUGAAGGAUAAAAAGCUGGGGCCUGUAGUGUAUACUGAAGGUUUGAAAAUGUGCAAAGAGAUUCAGGCUACCAAAUACCUGGAAUGUUCAGCUCUUACGCAAAAGGGACUAAAAACAGUUUUUGAUGAGGCAAUCAGGGCAGUGCUUUGCCCUCAAGUGAAGAAGCCAAAGAAAAAAGGAGGAUGUGACGUCUUUUUAAUCUGCUUCUCUUUAAUAAGUCCAGCUUCCUUUGAAAAUGUUCGAGCAAAGUGGUAUCCAGAAGUAAGCCACCAUUGUCCUAGUACACCGAUAAUCUUAGUUGGUACAAAACUUGACUUACGAGAUGACAAGGAAACCAUCGAGAAACUGAAGGAUAAAAAGCUGGGGCCUGUAGUGUAUACUGAAGGUUUGAAAAUGUGCAAAGAGAUUCAGGCUACCAAAUACCUGGAAUGUUCAGCUCUUACGCAAAAGGGACUAAAAACAGUUUUUGAUGAGGCAAUCAGGGCAGUGCUUUGCCCUCAAGUGAAGAAGCCAAAGAAAAAAGGAGGAUGUCAGCUACUAUAAAUUUCAGAUCACAAACAAAAAACAAACUGCAUUUUCUGUGAGGCUAUUUUCUGGUUUGAUCUCUCAGUAUGUUAGGAAUUUGCCCUGAAAAAAAUGGUAGGCUUUAUCCAGAAAUGACAAAGAUUGGUCAAAUGCAAAUAGACCUUAAACAAAGCUGGUGUGUACAUGGGUACAUAAAGUUAUUUUGCUAUGAAAACUGUUCAACAGCAGUAUGUGCAUGCUCCUUUAUUCUGCUCCCAUAGACCCUAUUCAUAAAUGGCUGCCAAUUUAAAUUCUUUGGUAAGUAUUAAAAUUAGCCCAACUAACCUCGU